Paramormyrops kingsleyae is the source of this 3069-nucleotide messenger RNA. RefSeq lists its product as uncharacterized. Lineage: Eukaryota; Metazoa; Chordata; Actinopteri; Osteoglossiformes; Mormyridae. The record is from RefSeq and is a predicted model, not a curated record.
GUACUGCUGCUUGUCCAGUAGAUGGAAUAAAAAGGAAUAAGAAUAAGAGCUAUACAUUAGAGUGCAUACGGAUAAGGAAUGUGGCUGUGAGCUGGCGAACAAUAGAGUGCUCCGUCGGACAAAACACUUUCUGUCCCUCUGCGUCUGAUUGCUACAGCAGAAUUUGCCGCGGUGUUAUAGAAACAGUUCUUUGUACAAGAAUGAAGGUGACGAUGCAAAUCAAAACUUUCAGCGUUAUUUUGAUCGUGUUGAAGUUCGCCAGUAACUCUGAUGGAAAGGAGACAAUGGGAGACUUAGUGAAAGCUACCCGAUCAAUUUCCAAGGCUGAGGAUUUCAGAGAUGACACCAAGCUGAUAAUGCAACCCUAUGCUAACUGGGAGGAGUACUUGGUACCUGCCCCAGUCUCCAUAGCCAUUCUGGGGGAGCUGGUCUUUAUCUCCUCUAAUGUAGAUUUCUCUAUCAACAAAAACCCUCCAAAAGGUGGGUUUCAGUUAAUCAGGUACCCAGACUCAUUCCGAGCCUGUCUUAUGCAAGUGGCUAAUUCUGGAUGGGCAGCAUUCAAUGAGGCUCACACGAACAUGGACCAGAUCCGUCUCCACACUGGCAAUGUGCCAGCUUACAUCAGCACAUCAGUUCAGAUAUUACUACAGGAGAAUGAUGAGCUGAUCCAAAUCCUCCUCCCUGACCAGCUGGAGAACAUAGCUACUAUAUCAGACCAAUGUGUGCAAUUGGCUGAGCGAACAGAGAAAAAGUUCACCUUUGUUAUUAAUCUGAUCCAAGAACUUUUAGAAGCUUGUAUAAGUGCAAAGAAGGUAUAUGGUGAUGAACUGGAAGAAGUCCAGCGUAAAAUUGAGGAGACAGAAAGGAGGAAGAACGAUUCAGUGAGAGCCAAUGAAAGAGCUAAAAAAACACUUGAGGAGAUGAAUAAGCAGCUAGAAGAUGCAAAGACAACAUUUGAUAAAGCAAUGAAUUCACUACCAUCAGGGUGGGAAUUGAUUGGCAUGAACUUUGUAGAGGGACUCACACAGGGUAUAGCAACUACUUUGACCCUUGGGACAAAUCUGGCGGCAAGAGGUGGAGGAGGUACAAAAGGCACACAAGCAAGAAUGGAAGAUGAAAAUGUCUUUGCUAUGAAUAAUGUGCUUUCAAAAUCAGGUCAGCUUCUAGGGCUGGCUGAGACGUUGAACAGCUUUAUUGACAAUAAUGAAAUUCAACUGUCUAUGAUAUAUGAUCAACAGAAAGGAACAACACUGACAUCAUUCCUGGAGGAACAAUAUAAUGAGGUAAAAACCUCAGUGGAGCGUGAAAAAGACUGUAAAGCUAAAAAGGACGCACUCGACAUCUGCACAGAUGCUAUUAAACUGUGCUCUGAGCUCACCGAGAUCGCACCUGAAGGGCAAUGCGAUGCUGCCAAGUCGAAAGACAUGAUUGGAAGAAUGCAGAAUGUGCUGACAAAAACUCAGAAAUUUGACUCUCAGAACAAAGCGUUCACAAACACACCAGCAUUUACACCUCAACCCCCACAGCAAGCUAAGGAAAGUGGGUUUAAACGGGCAGGUGAUAUGGCGGUGGAGAAUGCUCGUUUCCGCAUAGAGCAGAGUCGAGUCCAGCUGGACAAGGUGAGAGAGAUACAAAAGGAGAGUUUGGAAAACCUGGAAAAAAACCAGAAGGAGCUGACAGAUAUCUUAGUCACACUGAGAAACUGUGAAGUAAAAGAGAUUGACUUCAACACCACCAUUAGAAUGCUGGUCAAAGGUCUAGAUGCCAUGGGAAGAGUGAAAGAGCAGUGGGAGAAGAUGGUACGCUUCUUCCAGAUGAUCUCCAACAUCGUUAAGACCUGCCUGGAUAGAUCUCUGACUGAUUUUGUGAAACAGUCUCAGGCGGCAUCUCAGAAAAAUCUGUCAUAUAACACAAAAAAGUUCAUGAAAGACCUGAUCUACCAGCAGGCCUUUUAUGCAUCGAAUGUAGCCAGCUUGGUUAACAUGAUCUCAGGGACCUACGUUGAGAUUUCUGACAAACAUGUGAUGGACAGGAUCAGCAGCCUGGGCAAACUCAUGGCUCUGGAUCCCAGCAGACCAGAUUUUAUUAGUGAGCGUGAAAAAUUUCAACUUGCCUGUGAAGACGCUCAAGAGGCAAUAAGAGAUCUUGUGACGAAGAACAACAUGAAAUUUGAGCAAAAGACAAAAGAGAGGAUGGAGAGAAUUGAAAGUGAGCUAAAGCCAAUGUUACCCCCAGUAUCUGAGGAGAAAAUGAAUGAGAUCAAAGAAAUAACAGAAUCUGCAUUUAAAGAAAUGAGUCAGGAGGAUGAAGAUCAGUUUGCAUGAAGGUUCUAUUAAAGCAUGAAUAGGUAAAAAAAAAAAAAGCUACAGAACACAUACAUUUCAGUAUUAGAGAUACACAUAUAUGAGCACAAUAUAUAGCCUACACAUAACAGUCAUUAAUGCUAGAAAGCUUAGCUAUACUCUUACGAUGCAUGGGACACUUUAUUGGUAGCAUUUGCAUUUUGUAGGUCAGAUAUUGUUUAACUGCUUUUGAAUUUGCUGCUUUGUGAAGUAAUAUGACUGUAGGGAUAAAAGAAAACAGUCUGCCAAACUAAACGCAUGUGUUGCAAGAUUUUAACAUAUGGAGACAACCUCUUUCCAGUUAAAGUAGCAGGUCUGUGACACCAAGCAAGUUCAACACAGCUUCUUAAGCCCAGGGGUGGAGAUCCACUUACAGGAGAGACCUGGAGUCAGAGGACUGAUUUCACCAUCAAAGGUCAAGGAAUAAGAAGAAGACGACGACCCAGGGGUCUCACCAAAGAUUAUCGCUGGAUACAUAUUUGGUAUAAAGUAAUCAUGUCUUUGCUCGCUUUGAACAAAAUCAUUUAUAAAUGUACUUUCACUUGCUAAAAUACAAUUGUUAAUAGUUACCACCAUAAAUUUUUAUUAAUGGGCACUUGUAUGUCAACCAGCUUGAAACAGGGGAAUGUAUUUUAACGAUGUAGAGCUAGGCGGCCGGACCUCGAAGCUUGAGCCACCACAGGGCCUCCAUUAUUGUCUCUGAUAAUAAAGCACUGAUAACCAGGCA